Molecule: messenger RNA, 910 nt
Organism: Sorex fumeus (smoky shrew)
Lineage: Eukaryota; Metazoa; Chordata; Mammalia; Eulipotyphla; Soricidae
Gene: RPL6
Product: ribosomal protein L6
Exons: 6
Coding region: 1-870 (289 amino acids)
Biological process (GO): translation
Cellular component (GO): ribosome
Molecular function (GO): structural constituent of ribosome
Source: RefSeq, a predicted model, not a curated record
AUGGCGGGUGAAAAGGUGGAGAAGCCUGCUGCUAAGAAGAAACUCGGACCCAAGACUGUCGGUCCAGAUGGCAAGGUUAAGAAGAACCAUCGCCCCAAGGUUAAGAAGCCAAAGAAGGGGAAGCCCCACUGCAGCCGCAACCCAGUCCUUGUCCGGGGGAUUGGCCGUUAUUCCCGGUCUGCUAUGUACUCCAGGAAGGCCCUGUACAAGAGGAAGUACUCUGCUGCGAAGUCCAAGAUUGAGAAGAAGAAGAAGAAGGAGAAGGUUCUUGCCACAGUCAGAAAGCCAGUCGGUGGCGACAAGAACGGCGGUACCCGGGUGGUGAAGCUGCGUAAGAUGCCUAGGUACUACCCGACCGAGGACGUGCCCCGGAAGCUGCUGAGCCACGGCAAGAAGCCCUUCAGUCAGCACGUGCGGAGACUGCGGGCCAGCAUCACUCCGGGAACGGUCCUGAUCAUGCUCACCGGGCGCCACAGAGGCAAGAGGGUGGUUUUCCUGAAGCAGCUGGACAGUGGCCUACUACUUGUCACUGGGCCUCUCUGCCUCAAUCGCGUCCCCCUGCGCAGAGCACACCAGAAAUUCGUCAUCGCCACCUCCACCAAAGUUGAUCUCAGUGGUGUGAAAAUCCCAAAACAUCUCACUGAUGCUUACUUCAAAAAGAAGAAGCUGCGAAAGCCCAGGCACCAGGAAGGUGAGAUCUUCGACACAGAGAAAGAGAAAUAUGAGCUGACCGAGCAGCGCAAGGCUGAUCAGAAGGCUGUGGACUCGCAAGUCAUGCCCAAGGUCAAAGCUGUUCCUCAGCUCCAGGGCUACCUGCGCUCUGUGUUUGCACUCUCCAACGGGGUUUAUCCUCACAAAUUGGUGUUCUGACUUUCUUACAAGCACCUCAUUAAAUCAUGAAUCCAUUUUC